Molecule: messenger RNA, 3563 nt
Organism: Schistocerca gregaria
Lineage: Eukaryota; Metazoa; Arthropoda; Insecta; Orthoptera; Acrididae
Product: UDP-glucosyltransferase 2-like
Exons: 6
Coding region: 82-1668 (528 amino acids)
Molecular function (GO): UDP-glycosyltransferase activity
Source: RefSeq, a predicted model, not a curated record
AAAACCUACGAGUGAGCUUCGGCGGGCGCUCAGUCGUGGAAGGUGUGGCAGGUCGGGAACACUCGCUGAGCGCAGUCCGGCAUGAAGGCCCGCUUCGAGACGUCGGCUGUGGCGGGGGCGGUGUGCGCGGCGGCGUUGUUGUGCUGCGGGUGGCUCCCCGCCGCCAGGGGUGCCAACAUCCUGGCCGUGUUCCCGAUGGAGGGCCGCAGCCACUGGAUCGUGAACCGCGAGCUGCUGGUGGAGCUGGCGCACCGGGGGCACAACCUGACUGUGGUGACGCCCUUCCACCAGCCGGGCGACCCCUGGGAGCUCGUCAAGCCCACCGUGCAGCUGGCGGGCAGCCGCAAGUUCGACUUCCUGGGGUAUGGGUCGCUCUCGACGUUCACACAGUUCAUGAUCCUGUUCCACAUGGGCACGGACUUCUGCCAGCGCCUGAUGGACGACCCGGUCGUUCGCGAGCUGAUCGACUCCCAGGAGCGGACGUACGACCUACUCAUCAUGGAGACGUUCUUCCACGACUGCUUCAUCGCCUUCUCGCACAAGUACCGGGCGCCGACUGUGCUCGCGUGCGCCUUCGGCGGCGGCAACACGUGGAUCAACUACGCGGUCGGGAACCCGUACCCGCUGUCCUACCUGCCCGAGGGCGGCGUGGCCUACACGAGCCGUAUGAGCCUCUUCCAGAAGACCUACAACUCUCUGCUCUCCCUCGCACUCAACCUCUACCGGGACCUGGUCUACUUCCCGGCCCUAGACGAGAUCGUGCGCAAGGCCUUCGGUGACCCGAGCAUGCCCCCCCUAGCGGACAUGGAGCGCAACACGUCCCUGCUACUGCUCAACAAUCACUUCAGCUUCGACUACCCGAGGCCGCUGGUGCCCAAUGCUGUGCAGGUCGCUGGGAUGCACAUCAGGCCUCCUAAGGCCCUCCCAAAGGACCUGCAGGAGUUCAUGGACGGCGCCACCGAGGGUGUGGUCUACUUCAGCAUGGGUAGCAACAUCAAGAGCGCCGACCUGUCCGAGGAGCUGCGGGCGGUCUUCCUGAAGACGUUCGCCAGGCUGAAGCAGAAGGUGCUCUGGAAGUUCGAGGACGACUCGCUGCCGAACCAGCCGCCCAACCUGAGAAUCAGCAAGUGGUUUCCACAGAGCGACCUGCUCGUGCACCGUAACGUGCGGCUGUUCGUGACGCACGGCGGCAUGAUGAGCCUGCAGGAGGCGCUGUACGCCGGCGUGCCGCUGCUCGGCUUCCCCAUCUUCGGCGACCAGGAGGCGAACCUGGUGCGGGCGCGCGACGCCGGCUUCGGCCUGCUGCUGCACAUCCGCAACAUCAGCGAGCAGUCGCUCGGCUGGGCCCUGGACCAGCUGCUCGGCGACCCCAGGUACGCGGAGAGGGCACGCCGGUACUCGCGGCUGUUCCACGACCGGCCGGAGCCGCCCCUGCAGCUGGCGGCGCGCUCCGUCGAGUACGUGCUGCGCCACGGCGGCGCGCGCCACAUGCGGUCGGCGGCGCCCGGCCUGCCCUGGUACCGCCUGCUGCUGCUCGACGUCGCCGCCUUCCUGCUGCUGUGCGCCGCGGCCGCCGCCCUGGCCGCCGCCCUCGCACUCCGCUUCCUCCUGCGGAAACUCUCCGGCGCCGCGGCUGUGCGGGGGAAGAAGGCCGAGAAGAAAGACUGAGCGCUGCGGUGCCCUCUGCAGGCACGGUCCCACGUCACUUCGAGACAGGCGUCGCCGCACUUGGGGACCGCUUCAACAAAACUCGGCAGACGCCACUUUUUUUUCGAAAUGCGUUCCUUAACUGUGCUACGCUUAUUAUAGGUACAUUAGACUUUUCCUGGUCAAUAAAUACGCGCAAGAUGGAAAUAAUUCUAAUGGAAGCUAGGCAUCCAAAAUAAAUGAGUCUGCGACGAUUUCUGGCUCGUGCUAAACUUUUCAGGGCCGAAAAACCAUGAAAAUUUUGAACUCCUACAGUUUUUCUUUUAUUAACUCGAUAACGAUAAAUCCCACCAAAAAUUCCCAAAAUCGGAAUGAAAGAGCAUAAAAUUUCGCAUAGUUUUCUACCCUAGAUCUAUUAGCGGUUCACCUGUUUAGCCACAAUCGACUGUCAAAAAUCUCCAAUCUUUAUCAGUUUUGCGGGAAACUGAGUUAUGCUCAUGGUCCUACGUCAAUAACUCAAAAACGGCUAAUUCAAAUGAAAAGUACCACACACAAGAGGUGUAGAUGAUUAGUCUCUGCAUAAAAAGAGCUUCUAUAUUUUAAAAUUCACUCACUCCUUUGCAAAGGUACGAAUAAGUAUGUAAAAGUAGUCACAGAGCUAAGAAAAGAAACACGUGUGGAAACAUGAAUAUGUUGGGUUUUGUAAAAAUUUGUAAUUUCUAACGUGUCUUUCCUCAAUGACGAAGGUUAAUGACGGACGAACUUCGGUUUUUUCCUAUCGAUCCCUAUCUACAUGGAUGACCAGUAUCACAUUUUUCAAAUUGUUCGAAUCAAUCAUAUUGAGUACAACUAUAGAAUACGUCUUCUGUAAAAUACUGUAAACGGCGUUUGUUGAGUUUUGUUAAGACGGCCCUCAAUUGGUUAUCGAAUACCUGUGGUCUCGGGAGCGGCAUCGAAGAGGCGACUCAUGGAUCACGGUGCCUUUCCUCUCCCUCCCUCCCCCUCCCCCCGCCACACCACCCUCGGCUUACAUAAAGAAAGAAAGACCCCUCCUGUCCCCACCGUCUGCAUCUGUCCUGUAAAAUCCGCUCCAGACUCCCCCCCCGUUUGAAAGAUGGUUUGUAACCUUCCCCCUCUCCCGCCGUCCUCACAGGCCAACUUCUCUCCAGUUUCACCAAAAACCGCAUUCUAUAAACAGUGUAAUUAUUGUGACAGUUCAACGCCUAACUCACGAGGUAACUUUUCUGUAACGUAUACUACGAGGUGGGAUCUCUCAGAUACCUCAGUUUAAAGUGAGAUUUAAUGCCCCAAUCAUUUGAAAUUUAUAAUUUCACUUGUAUAAAAUUUAUUUCUACAAUUCUUUAAGAGUUUUUUAAAUACUCCUUCUUGAAUUUAUUACACUAAAGAAAGCCUAUAGUAUUUUCCUUUUUAUCACACAAAAUCACAUUUUUUUUAAGUUUUUGAAUAGUGCAUAAAAACGAAAUGUCAGAGAACUGAAUUUUACAUUCUCAAAAAUUAUGUCAUUUCUGUAGCAAGUACAUUUUCACGUAAAACUUAGUGUCAGGAUUUAAAACAUUUUCACGUAAAACUAAGUACCAGGAUUUAAACUUGUUCAUAAAAACUGACCUCCAUAGGUAAUGAACACGACAUUAUGUCUCAAGGGGCAGGAACCAGAAUCCAGAAUGUGACAAUAAAAUUAUAAGCCUAUAUAAAGAAAAGUUUAUUGCUUUUAUAUGUAAGAGUGAGAAUGGAUGUUGAACAAGGAGUAGGAAAAAGGAGAAAGUUGGCCAAAACUUUUAAUAGUUGGAAAAAUAUAUGUCUGGAAGGUUCAUAUUUAUAUAGAUUCUUGUGGUGAGAUUUCACUGAUGUCAUGAGAUUUGUUACAAACACUGAGAAAUAAAGACCUGUGUCCUAUA